Molecule: messenger RNA, 2057 nt
Organism: Aplysia californica (California sea hare)
Lineage: Eukaryota; Metazoa; Mollusca; Gastropoda; Aplysiida; Aplysiidae
Product: endoglucanase 4
Biological process (GO): carbohydrate metabolic process
Molecular function (GO): polysaccharide binding; hydrolase activity, hydrolyzing O-glycosyl compounds
Source: RefSeq, a predicted model, not a curated record
GCGGUGACAGGUCAGUCCCAGAUACUCAAGUUCUGGACCUUGGGAGCACUGCACUAUGGGGCACCUCCUUUACCUGAGUUUUGUGCUGUUGGCGGCAAAAUGCCUGUGUGUCUCUGACGAGGUACCGGUUUCAAUCAACGACCAUUGGAAUGGCGGGUUCAACGGGAAGGCUUGCUUUGACAUCACAUCAGAUCUUCAUGGGUGGACUGUCCAUCUAAAGUUUGACAAACCCGUCAGUUCUCUGCAGUGCCACAUCUGGUCGGUGGAGGUAUCUUAGUCAACAUGACUAAAUUGGCCUAUCAGAACGACGGUCACUUCGAGGGUACCUUUGCCUUCCCCCUCCAAGACUACACGAUGGGCUGGAUGGCCAAUCUCACCUUUAGUGUUCCUCUGAGCAGCAUGCACCUGACAAAUCCAAGUACAACUACAACGACAUUCUGUUCAAGUCUUUUCUGUUCUACGAGGCUCAACGUUCCGGAAAACUGCCAGCCUCCAACCGCAUUCCUUGGAGAGGAGACUCAGCCCUCAAUGACAAGGGGGAGAACGGCGAGGAUCUGACUGGAGGAUGGUAUGACGCCGGCGACCACGUCAAGUUCAACUUCCCCAUGUCGUACAGCACCACGAUACUCGCCUGGGGUUAUCUCCUCUACCCGGAGGCCUACAAGGCAGCUGGUCAAGAGGACGCGCUCCUUGACGGUAUCAAAUGGCCGUUGGAAUAUUUACUCAAGUGUCACACGGCGCCCGAAGAGCUCUACGUUCAGGUGGGCAACCCGGGACCAGACCACGGAUACUGGGGCCGGCCAGAGGACAUGACAAUGCCCAGGCCAUCUUACAAGAUCACAGCGUCCAGACCUGGAAGUGAUGUUGCUAUGGAGACUGCCGCCGCCAUGUCAGCUGGUUAUCUGGUCUUCAAGGACAAAAACUCUACUUUCGCCAACACACUUUUGACUCACGCCAAACAAUUGUGGGACUUUGGCAUGAAGUACAAGGGCAAGUACAGCGACUCUGUGUCAGCAGCCGCUGGCUUCUAUUCUUCUCACAACUACACUGACGAGCUGUGCUGGGGUUCUCUGUGGCUCUAUCAGGCCACCAACGAGAGCAAAUACCUGGAUAAUGCGGAGAAACUGUGGGACCCUGAACCUGCGUGGGGCAUGUCGUGGGACGAGAAGACCAUCUCAAACCAGGUUCUCCUGUACAAACUGACGGGCAAGGACUCCUACAAACAGGCUGUUGAAGGCACCUACACCUCCUGGUUCCCCGGAGGCGACAUUACAUACACGCCCAAGGGCCUGGCCUUCAGAUUGGUUUGGGCAUCUCUUCGAUACUCGUCCAACAUGGCAAUGAUGGCCCUGAUCGCCGCUGACGCGGGCAUCCACCCCACGGAGUACCGCCACUGGGCCAUGUGUCAGAUCCACUACGCCCUGGGAGACACAGGAUUCAGCUACGUCGUCGGCUUUGGGGAUGACUAUCCUGAGAAACCUCAUCAUAGAGGAAGCUCCUGCCCGGUGAUCCCGGCACAGUGUGGCUCUUACGUGCUGCGGAGCCACGCCCCCAACACCCACACUCUGUACGGAGCCCUGGUGGGCGGGCCAGGCCGCAGUGACGACUACAAGGACGACCGGGAGAACUAUCAGAACAACGAGGUGGCCACAGACUACAAUGCUGGGUUCACCACCGCUGUGGCUGCUCUCAAAUCUCUCUGGAUGAGCAACAAGCACCCGGAGCAGACCGGAAGUGCCUCGUGUCCGUACAGCGCCACAAGCCAAUCCCUGCCAGUGGUAGGCAGACGGUAGAGAGAGACAUGGGAGUCCAGCAUCAAAACUGUACUCACAAUAUGUCUUGUUCAAGUUCAAGGGGUGCCGAGCACUGAAGCUACACAUUGGAGAUAUCCAAACUUUUCUGCUAGUUUUGAAACAAGAAUAUAGUUUUGACUUUUUGGAAAAGUUUAGGCGUAAAACCAGGAAAUGAAAUCCAAUGACACAUCAAUGUAAUGGGGUCAAUUUAGAAACUAGUUCUUUUAUUUCUUGUUGAAUUUGAAAUAAAUAGUGAUACAUGAA